AUGGACACAUAUAAAGACACCUUCAGUCGCCUACACGCAAAACGCCCACUCGAAGUCAUCGUCGUCGGCGCCGGCAUAGGCGGACUAUGCGCCGCUCUCGGCCUCAGACAAGCAGGCCACGAUGUCGUCAUUCUCGAACGAGUCAGCGAGAUCAAAGAAAUCGGAGCAGGAAUUCAAAUGGCACCGAAUGCAUCGCGGAUCAUGGGUCGGUUUGGACUACUGGAAAAAGUGAUGGACAAGGCGACUGUGGUGCAGAAGAACUCGCUGCGACGGUAUGCGGAUAAUGUGGAACUGGGGACCGCGCCCUUGAUGCCGGCGGUCGGAGAGAAAUAUCACGCCCCGCUUGCCGCCAUCCAUCGAGGCGAUCUACAACAUAUCCUGCUCGAGGCUGUAAAAUCUACCGGCGUAACAAUCAGAACCAACGCCCGAGUCAUCCGCGUCGACUCAACCUUCGAAGCAAAAGUCCAACUCGAAUGCGGAGAAUGGAUAUGCGGCGAUGUAGUAAUCGGUGCUGACGGAAUCAAAUCCGACAUUCGUCGGCAGAUGGCAGGCAAGAAAGGCGUCCAAGAUGGCUGUCAACCAACAGGCGACGCAGCAUAUCGCAUCCUCAUACCGAAAGAGAGGAUGGAGAACGACGACCGCGCGAUGGCAUUGCUGAAUUCGAAUAUCGGGAUGCGCUGGAUGGGGCCGGGCGGUCAUAUCAUGGGGUAUCCGAUUAAGAAGCAUACUGUGUAUAACAUGGUGUUAUUGCAUCCGGAGAAGCCAGGUGGAAGGAUAGAAGAAAGCUGGACGACGAAAAGCGACAAGAAAGAGAUGAUGGAGUUUUAUGCGCAGUGGAAUGACCUCGUUCGGGAUCUGCUAAGUUACGUUCCUGAUGGCGAGGUGGUGGAGUGGACGCUCAACUCGCACUCUCCGUUGCCGUCGUGGUUUGAGAAUAAAUGCGUCUUGAUGGGCGACGCGUGCCAUCCCAUGCUUCCGUAUGUUGCGCAGGGAGCAGCACAGGCGAUUGAAGAUGCGGGGGUAUUAACCUGUGCAUUGUCACUGACGGACGAUGUCAAAACAGCGCUGGCAGUGUAUGAAAGAGUGAGGAAAGAUCGCGCAGAAAGGAUACAGAAUAGUGCCUCGGUGACUCGAAAAGCACUGCAUCUGCCAGAUGGAGAGCAGCAGAGGAAGCGAGAUGCAGCCUUCAAAGGAACAGGCAAGAAUCCAGAUUUAUGGGCAGAUCGAGAGUUUCAAGACUUCAUGUGGGGUGAGCUUAUACAGACUGUGGGUAUAAACAUAGAUGCUGACUUAAUAGGCACCGAUGUGAUGAAGCAGACAGUUGAGAAUUGGGAUAGUCUGGUUGCUUUGACAGCUGGUCGACAUACAUACAAGUCGUGGAUAUUAUGGAUGUGUUAUUUACUGGCUUUAUUGGUGGUAUUUGCUUUGUACAUCCUAUACUAG
Messenger RNA from Aspergillus wentii DTO 134E9, 1443 nucleotides. RefSeq lists its product as uncharacterized. NCBI's taxonomy places the organism in Eukaryota, Fungi, Ascomycota, Eurotiomycetes, Eurotiales, Aspergillaceae. The coding region runs from base 1 to 1443 and encodes 480 amino acids. Gene Ontology annotation, biological process: secondary metabolite biosynthetic process. The transcript has 2 exons. Gene Ontology annotation, molecular function: FAD binding; monooxygenase activity. The record is from RefSeq and is a predicted model, not a curated record.